AUGUCAACCACUGUCGUCCCUAAACUCUUCCAGCCUACCAAGGUCGGGAAAACCGUGCUCGCGCAUCGUGUCGUGAUGUCGCCGAUGACGCGCUGCCGCGCGAACGCCGCACACGUCCAUGGGGACCUCGCGGGCACAAUCAUUGCCGGGAAGGCCGGGGGUAUCCCGUUCGUCCCUGGCAUAUGGAACGACGAGCAGGUCGCUGCCUGGAAGCGCGUGACUGACGCGGUGCAUGCUAAAGGCUCGCGCAUAUUCUGCCAGCUAUGGGCUAUCGGAAGAGCCGCGGUGCCCCAAGUCCUCGCUGCAGGGGGCUACGAGCUUGUGUCUGCCUCUGACAUACCCGCCAAGCCGGACUCCAAGGUACCCCGCGCUUUGACCAUCCCCGGUAGGGUCUUUCUCACUUUAGGCGUCACGAUCACCCAACUGACGAGUACGGAGAAUACGGAGAUCAAAGAGUAUAUCCAGCUAUACACGGAUGGUGCUCUCAACGCCGUGCGCGCGGGCUUUGAUGGUGUCGAGCUGCACGGCGCAAGCGGGUACCUCAUUGACCAGUUCACCCAGGAUGUGAGCAACAAGCGCACGGACGAGUACGGAGGCUCGAUAGAGAACCGCUGCCGCUUUGCUCUCGAGAUCAUCGAGUCUGUAUCGAAGGCAAUAGGCGCUGACAAAGUGGGCAUCAAGUUUGGUCCUUGGGUUACCCUCCAGGGAAUGCGCAUGGCGGACCCCAAGCCUACUUUCGCCUACCUCGUCUCCCGCAUCAAGGAGUUGUAUCCCAAAUUUGCGUACAUCCAUGUCAUGGAACCGCGUGUCGAUGGCAACGUCGAUCGCGAGGUGCAGGCGGGCGAGUCCAACGAUUUCCUCCGUGAGAUAUGGCUCCCGCGUACCUACAUCGGCGUGGGUGGAUACACGCGGGACGACGCGCUUGGACAGUGUGAGAAGACCGGCGAAUUGAUCGCAUUCGCGCGUUCCUUCAUCUCGAACCCCGACCUGCCUCUUCGUCUUGCCAAGAACCUGCCGCUCACCAAGGGUAAGCGCGAGGACUACACACCGCCAUUCGAUGGUAAGGGAUACAUAGACUUCCCCUUUGCGGAAGACAGGUACAUUCAAAAUUUCCACUUGAGUCUCCUGGAAAACAAGCGACAUUCAAGCGGCCCAAAGCAGCAAGCAGAGUCUGAGCUACCUCCUCGGACAGCGACAAAUAAGCGACUGCUCGUCGCAAGCGCUCGCAGAUUCUGGCUUACGCGACUUUCAGCGACCUCAGCCCCAUUUGGGCGCUCAAAAGCAGCGAAAAGUCGCUUCUUGUCCAGCGAGAUUCCAGCGGUAGUUUUGACUGCACCUAUCCCACCAUUCGUGCCUCUGCCACAAGAGAAAGAUGGGGUCUGGGCCUUCAUGCAGGCGCUGCUGCCUGAGAAAGAGAUAGGACGUCAGCCCUAG
Messenger RNA from Postia placenta MAD-698-R-SB12, 1434 nucleotides. RefSeq lists its product as hypothetical. NCBI's taxonomy places the organism in Eukaryota, Fungi, Basidiomycota, Agaricomycetes, Polyporales, Adustoporiaceae. The record is from RefSeq and is a predicted model, not a curated record. The transcript is spliced from 9 exons. The coding region runs from base 1 to 1434 and encodes 477 amino acids. Gene Ontology annotation, molecular function: NADPH dehydrogenase activity; FMN binding.